CACUCUCUCCUUCGACGACAAUGUCCUCUCCAGAUGGCCGCGGCUACACCUAACGAGCUACAGUGUCUCCCUACAUCUACGCAGAAUAAGAUACGCUCAACUCAGAUUGUUGUCUCGUUACCCCAGCUCGUGUUGGAACUCGUUCAAAAUGCCUUGGACGCAGGCGCGGGGCAAGUAGACGUAGGCGUGGACUGCGAAGAGUGGGCCUGUUGGGUUAAAGAUAAUGGGAAAGGCAUGAGCAAGCAAGAUCUAAGCUCAUUAGAAACUGCAGGACGCUACGGAACAUCUAAGGCGUACACCAUGGAGUCAUUGGGCGAAAUUUCCACAUUCGGCUUUCGCGGGGAAGCACUAGCAUCUAUCGCAGACCUCUCAUGUCUUGAAGUUACCUCACGUACGGCGAUGUCACGCGAGUCCUGGUCCACCAUAUGGAAGGGUAGCAAGCAUCUCUACAGCGGCCCUGCGAUUAGAUGGCGGCAAGAAUCCCAGGGGACUGUCGCCUGUGUUCGUGACGCUUUUUAUAACUUACCCAUACGUCGUCUCUCGCACAUUUCACCAUCACGAACUUUGGAACUCAUUCGCAAGGAUCUCGAAGCACUCGCACUGGUUUUCCCGCACGUGACAUUCUCGCUAGAGAAUACCCAUAAAUCCAACGCUGGACGCUCAGACGUUGGACGUAUAGCAAAGAUACCGAAGACAUCGUCGAUGCUGCAUGCCUUUAGACAUCUUUUCGGACGCGCAUUGGUUGAACACAUCGAAGAUAUUCAUGAUACCCACGAAGACAUAAGCAUAGACGGAUUCAUCAGCCUGAACGGCGUCGCAUCCAAGGCAUGCACCUCCAUCUUUGCUAGCGUGUUCAUCAUAUUCAACAUUAACCGCCACCUACUAAGCACUUGUGACCUACACCGCAUCAUUGAUUCGGCUUUUGCAGCAAGCUCCUUUGGGAAACACGCCCUUGACGAGUAUAAUCAGCUUUCACAAGCAGAGACGAUUCGACGUCCACCCAAUAUGUCUGAGAAGAAACCGGUAUACGUACUGAACGUCACUGUGUCCCCCCGCUACGUCGACAAUUGUGUCGAGCUUGGAAAGACAGCUGUGAACCUUCAAAACAAUCGCACAGUCUCUGGUUUCCUCCUGGCGAUCAUACAAGCAUUCUUGGUGAAGCACAAUUUCAAGACCCAAGGCAUUCCUCAGUCGAAGCCGUCUCCAAGAAAAAGGCGAAAGCUUACUUGUGAUACGGAGCCAAAAGAAUUGUGUGAACGGAUUUCUCUUCAAGAUAGAGCGGAGUUGCCAGUCAUAGUGCCAAAGCUGGAUGAUACUGACGACGAUGACGUGCUAUGGACCGACCCUUCUUCCGGCGUGGUAUAUAACCUGGACAGGCGGACAGGCAACUCAUAUCUAAUCGACGCAUCUCGCCAACAUACUGCAAAUGCCGAGGGCGGCCCCCAGUCUCGGCGCACGUUACAGCAUUGGCCCACUAAUCAGACGUCAACUACCGGCAUACACGACAUGCCGUCUUGGAUUAAAGAAGCGCUUGGAGCGAAUCAGACAUUCGUCCUAAAGCUCCCCAGUAUACCAUCGCUUUCCUUAUCCUCAUCCUUCGUAGGCGACCAAGAGCGUUGCCAAUAUCUGCACGGACGACAGUCAUUUCUCUCUCAGGCCGACGCAAUUUCCAAUACCCAAUCCCAGCUUGCUCGUUUCUCGAGAAACGAUUUAUCAAGGACCUGUAUUCUUGGCCAGGUCGACAGGAAGUUCGUUGCAUGUGUAAUCCCGUCAAAUACUGUCGCAGAACACGAAGCACGCGACUCAUCCCUCAAAACAGAAGACGAAGGUCUCCUUGUCCUGCUAGAUCAGCACGCGGCAGACGAGCGCAUCCGAGUAGAGCGCUUCAUGCGCGAGCUAUGCAAAGGCUUUUCCGCAGACGGUCAAGCGAGCACACUUUCCCCGGACGUCCGAAAAUUAGACCCGCCCGCAAGGAUCGUACUGACGAGGCGCGAGGCCGACAUUCUCGCUUCCACCAACGUGCAGGCUGCUUUCCGGCUCUGGGGGGUUGGCUUUGGGCCGGCGCCUGAAGUACAGCAAGAGGAAGAGUGCAUAUCGCGAUUCUUCUCGACUGCGAAAGCUGUGGGGCCCGUGGAGCACAGCGGAUAUGUCCAAGUGGAUGUCCUAACCGUACCGGAGGUGGUUGCUCGGAAGUUGCUCGCAGAUGAUCACCUCCGCGAUCUCGUCAAGUCAUAUCUUGCCGAUCUGGACGGAUCAGGCCUCGCCACAUCGUUGCUAUCCUUCAGGCCCGUCUCUGCGGAUCCCAGUACGGUGUGGCAGCGGGCGAUGCAGUGGUGCCCACAAGAGCUGCAGGAGCUCGUGAACUCGAAGGCAUGCAGAGGCGCGAUCAUGUUCAACGACCCGCUCAGCUCGGAGCGCUGUGAGCAGUUGGUGAGCGAGCUGUGCGAGACUGCGCUGCCGUUCCAGUGCGCGCAUGGGCGGCCGUCACUAGUGCCACUGACAUCUAUUCAAGGACCUCUUGUCCAGGGCGUAGAGAUGUCGAGGCAUUUAGUACCUAUACAAUGGGCAAUAUUUGGCAAGGAACAUUGAAGGGAGUUUACUCAUGCGUGGUGAUCGUCUCGUUUCGCCACAUACCUUGUGUACAUCAUCGCUAUCAAAUUUUCUGCCGUCUAGGGUCUAGAACUGCGGCGGCAGAGACCAUGUACCUCAUGCAUAUAUAACGC
Molecule: messenger RNA, 2723 nt
Organism: Phanerochaete carnosa HHB-10118-sp
Lineage: Eukaryota; Fungi; Basidiomycota; Agaricomycetes; Polyporales; Phanerochaetaceae
Exons: 14
Coding region: 34-2589 (851 amino acids)
Biological process (GO): mismatch repair
Cellular component (GO): mismatch repair complex
Molecular function (GO): mismatched DNA binding; ATP-dependent DNA damage sensor activity; ATP hydrolysis activity
Source: RefSeq, a predicted model, not a curated record